This is a messenger RNA of Triticum turgidum subsp. durum (durum wheat), 2124 nucleotides long. The record is from the annotation of a GenBank genome assembly. NCBI's taxonomy places the organism in Eukaryota, Viridiplantae, Streptophyta, Magnoliopsida, Poales, Poaceae.
AUGGUACACCAUCAAAAGCAAUAUAGCACUAUGGGUAUGAUAGAUGAUAAGCAGAAUGUGAAAGUGAAAGAAGAGGGUGGUGAAAAUACGAAUGCGAAAGAGAAAAAGAAACAAAGCAAAGAAGAAGGUGAUAAGAAAAAGGAGGUGAAGAAGAUGACUAAGUAUAAGGAGAAGAAAGAGAGAACGAGGGGUAAUGACAAGGAUAAUGAGAAGGAGAAGGAGGAUCAGAGGAAAAGGAAGGAAAAUGAGAAGAAGAUGAGGGCACAUAAGGAAAGAGAGAAGAAGGAGAAUGAUAAAGAGGAGGAGUUGAAGGAGCAGAAUGACACAAAAAAUUGCCCACAGUUCUUUAGGUUCCUAAUGACCAGUUCAUCUAUGGAACAAGAGACAAUUCCCGAAGACUGCCACAAAUACUUGGAAGAGUGUACAGGAACAGUUUCACUGAGAGGUCCAAGCGGAAAUUUAUGGCCCGUAGAGCUGGCUAAAAUCUCCGGGGAGCUAUGCUUUGCAUGUGGAUGGAAGGAGUUCCUCUGCGACCAUCGCAUCGUGUAUGGCUACCUGCUGGUUUUCCGUUAUGAUGGGAACUCACAGUUCUCAGUCACGGUAUUCUUGCCAUCAUCCUGCGAGGCACCGUAUGCGUUUCUAGCCCAGCCGCAGCGCAUGGGCGCCACCGCUGUGGCAGCAAAGGAUGAGAAUGGGCACACGGGCACCAAUGCAGAUGGUACUGCCCCGCAAGAAGAAGACUCUCACAUUGGCACAGGUGCAGAUGGUACUCCACAAAAUGAAGGAGAAGAAGAAGAUGCUUCAGAAGAAUAUGAAGGGAGCGACAACAUGAGUGUCGAUGCUGACGGCGCUGGUCCACAAAAGGAAGAAGAAGAUGCAUUAUCAGAGAAUCCGGAUAAUGAGGAAGAAAGUGAAUGGCGCAGCUCACCAUCGCAGCAACAGAAGGAGGAUCAAGACAAGAUCGACAAUGGUUUUGUGGUCGGGAAGAGGACUAGGUUCAGGAAGGUUGAUGAUAUCAUGACAGAAGUGGUCGGAUCCAAGAAGUCCAAGGCUAAGGAAGGGAAAAGACAUGAAGCUCAAUCUAGUGAUUCGAAGUCUGAAGGAGAAGCAUUAGGUGACAGUUUAGAAACAGAAUCGGGGCUUCGUCCACCCAGGAAGUCCAAGGCUACUCAGGAGAAAAGGCCUGAAGCUCCAUCAGGUGAUAGUUUGGCAGAAUUGGUCCAUUGUUCACCCAAGAAGUCCAAGGCUGAGGGGAAAAGGUCUACUGCUUUAGCUUCUAAAGGAGCAGCAUCAAGUGACAGAUUGAAAGAAUCAAAGCGUUGUCCACCCAGGAAGCCCAAGGCUGCAAAGGGGAAAAGGCCUCAAGGUCCAUGUGGCCAUUCGGAGUCUGAGGGAGCAGAAUCAGGUGACAGUUUGGCAGAAUUGGUCCGUCGUCCACCCAAGAAGUCCAGGGCUGAGGGGAAAGGGUCUGCUGCUUCAUCAGCUUCUAAAGGAAUGACGUCAAGUCACAGUUUGGCAGUUCAUACAGGUGUACUUGCGCCAGAAUCCGUAUGCAAGGACUUAACCAAAUUACACAAAUCUUUUGGUAAAAAAUAUAGUAUGAAGGCUCAGUUCCCGAUGUUCAAUAACAGCAAUAGUGAAAACCAACCUGGUAGAGUUAUCGUCAAGGUUCAGAGAAGGCCGGAAUUAAAGUCGCAGAGACGUCAAGUAACCCAAAGGGACAAGGAAUAUGCUAUGGACAGGGCACAGAGGUUCCAAUCCAAGAGGCCCUUCGUGAUCAAGGAAAUAAAGCACACCGAUGUCUAUGUGUCGUACUUCAUGAUCAUUCCAGAAAUGUUCGUUGAAAAUUUCCUCCCGAAGGAAAGCAGGAAGAUGACGCUGUGGGACCCACAGGCGAAGCCGUGGAAGGUGUGGUACGAGUACACCGGCGGGGAGUGUCCCCGUGCGGCGUUCAGCGCCGGGUGGGGCGCGCUCGCCAUGGAGAACUACCUGGAGAACAGGGACUUGUGUGUGUUCGAGCUCCUGGAUGAUGACUACAACAUCAAGCUGCACGUCUAUAGGGCCGUGCUGGAUAUCACCCCCUUCGCCCUGGCCCCAAAACAUCAUCAACAGGGUUGUGCAUAG